CAGCAACCCAGUGAAGCAAUAGAAAGCGGCAACAAGAGCACAAGCGCCGAGAAAAACUUUCAACGCUGUUAUUGCUAAAACAGAAAAUAGGUAUAAAAAGGAUUUUGUAUUUUAAAUUCUCAGUUUUACCUUACUGACGCCAAAGCAUUCAGCACCAUGGACAGCGUCCGCGCGGCGGUGUACCUGAGCGUGUUCCUCUCGCUGCUCUGCGUCUGCAGGGGUCAGGUGUCACUGGACAACCGACUGAGCGCGCAAGAGGAGCAGCUCAUCAAAAGAGACCUGGCUGAGGCGCUCGAUGAACUUUUGGAUGGAGAUCAGGACAAUCGGAUAUCUGUGGAGAAAAAAGCCAGUGUCAUUCCAAGGUGUGAUGUGGGGGAGCGCUGCGCCAUGAAGCACGGACCGCGCAUCGGGCGACUGUGUGACUGCAUGCGAGGAACAGCCUGCAAUACUUUCUUCUUGCGCUGCUACUGAUGGAGCUCGCGCAGCUCUCCUCUCUCUCAGGCACUGUGUUAAGAAACUCGUGACAGCAAUGCUUGGGACACCUCAUCUAUUUAUAACGCGUGAAAUGACAUGGGUGAUGUAUUGAUACUGUUGUUUUGUUCGUAAACUUGUCUAUGUGUAGCCUAAACGUUUAUUUUAAGUGAAUAAAACGUCUUUAUGCUAAUUCUUUCUGAACACUGUCUACUCUAAAUGGAAGUAUGUAUACAUUCUCUGUGAGUUUUUAAUGUAACUGUUUAAUAAAACUGUAAAAACUG
Molecule: messenger RNA, 755 nt
Organism: Cyprinus carpio (common carp)
Lineage: Eukaryota; Metazoa; Chordata; Actinopteri; Cypriniformes; Cyprinidae
Gene: cart4
Product: cocaine- and amphetamine-regulated transcript 4
Biological process (GO): cellular response to starvation; adult feeding behavior; G protein-coupled receptor signaling pathway
Molecular function (GO): neuropeptide hormone activity
Source: RefSeq, a predicted model, not a curated record